CCGGUGCCCGGGCGGCCGCCCGCCCCGCGGCCGCCGGCGCACAAGGCGGCCGAGAAGACGACCCGCGUGCGCACGGUACUCAACGAGAAGCAGCURCACACGCUGCGGACCUGCUACGCCGCCAACCCGCGCCCCGACGCCCUCAUGAAGGAGCAGCUCGUGGAGAUGACGGGGCUGAGCCCGCGCGUGAUCCGCGUGUGGUUCCAGAACAAGCGCUGCAAAGACAAGAAGAAGUCGCUACUCAUGAAGCAGCUCCAGCAGCAGCAGCACAGCGACAAGACGAGCCUGCAGGGCCUCACCGGGACGCCGCUGGUGGCCGGCAGCCCCGUGCGGCACGAGAGCGCCGUGCAGGGCAGCGCCGUCGAGGUGCAGACCUACCAGCCGCCCUGGAAGGCGCUCAGCGACUUCGCGCUGCAGAGCGACCUGGAGCAACCCGCCUUCCAGCAGCUGGUCUCCUUCUCCGAGUCCGGCUCCCUGGGCACGUCGUCGGGCAGCGACGUGACCUCGCUGUCCUCGCAGCUCCCCGACACCCCCAACAGCAUGGUGCCCAGCCCGGCCGAGACGUGA
This is a messenger RNA of Nothoprocta perdicaria, 567 nucleotides long. RefSeq names its product ISL LIM homeobox 2 (gene ISL2). Gene Ontology annotation, biological process: positive regulation of transcription by RNA polymerase II; neuron fate specification; axonogenesis. The annotation marks the transcript as partial. Gene Ontology annotation, cellular component: nucleus. The transcript has 3 exons. NCBI's taxonomy places the organism in Eukaryota, Metazoa, Chordata, Aves, Tinamiformes, Tinamidae. The record is from RefSeq and is a predicted model, not a curated record. Gene Ontology annotation, molecular function: DNA-binding transcription factor activity, RNA polymerase II-specific; cis-regulatory region sequence-specific DNA binding.